AAGUUUCGCAUUUCAUAAUCCGCUACAAAGUAGCUUAUCAGCGAGGAUUUUCAAUUUCGCAAAAAGAGAGGAAAUGCCCGGCUUGGAGCGGAUUAAUCGCUGCGGCCGUCUGAUCGAGAGAACGCGGAGGGAUUUUCUGAAAUAUUAUCUGAAAAAAUGCCCGACCCUGUUUCACAUUUGCUACGAUCCGAUCGGCACUCAUCGAAAAGCGAGGGCCUUCAUCGGAUUUCUCUUCGGAUUUCUUGCAGCUGUCGUGCUAUACGAGGGCAUAAUCGUCGAUCUACAGUUUGACGCGUAUACCAGCAUCUCUCUGGGAGCCAUCCUCGUUGUGAUGUUAUCAAUAGGAUGCGCAUCAUCGAUACAGGUGAGAUGUAUCUGCCUUUUGACAAUCCCGACCUUCCUCGGUCGAUCCGGCCGUAACGUUUUAAGGGCGUUUGUCCUAGGAUACCUAAUUGCAGGACCGAUAUUCAAUUUAAUGUAUAAUGGCAAAGAGGUGAUGAGAACUUUUGCUUGUACGACGCAGUUGACGUACAAUCUCACCCAAACGCGUUUUGAUCUCAUGUUUAAGCCUUUCCAGCAGGCGGUGCUCGCCAUGCAAGCGGAUGCGAGCGAAUUGAAAGAUACUUUAUCUUCGGUGAGGGAUUUGAUGGGUCCGAUAGUCGAGGAAAUCGAAGGGGAAGAGGAGAUGAGGAGGUUGAAAGAAGAGAAUGACUAUCUGGACGAGCUUCAGGACGAUACGAAACGAAGUGACGAGAUCGAGGAGAAACAUGAGAAAGAGAUGGCGAAGGCAAAGUCUGAGGCGGAUGUUUACGAGGCAAAGUACAAGAAGAAGAUCGAGACGCGAUGUGAAGAACAGCUUAGCCGCGGUGCCGAGCGAUGCAGAGAUAUGUUUGGCGACGCUUACGACAAGUGUUAUGACACGGUGACAGUCUUCGCGGCCUGGCUGCUGUGCUGGCCGAUGAAGCUCACCUUUGUGUGCAACCUGGUGCAGGCACUCGGUGGCUCUAACAUCUGCGAUCCCGAGGGGAAAGUGGACUCCGGCAUCGGCGAAGGCUAUGUUGCUUUAAAAAGAGCCAGGGAUACAUUCAGCAAGAGUCUGAAGGAGGCAAAACUGCAGUACAAAAUGAAGAAGAUGCCAGUAAUCCUUGAUCUUCAUGACGCCACGGAUGCUGCUCAGGCCGUGAUGCACGAAUUCAACUCACGCAGGAAGAUUUUGGAAUCGGUGAUGAUGAUUAUCAAGAGAUGCUUGUCCUUCGUUUUCUUGAGAAUCAUCAUGAACGCUCAGACAUACCACGAUAAAUAUCUCAACGAGAUCGAGCACGAUAAUGUGUACGUAACUUCGUACUUUCGAAAAAUUGACGCAAGACGGAAGGCACGCGGCAGUUUGGUCCUGCUUCCCUUGAAGAAGAUUGAGAGAUCGAAGUUCGUGGAUCCGUAUAGCCUGCGUCCGAGCAAGAUCGAGCGAGUGAAUUUGACCGGUCAAACGGUGAAGUUGAUACUCGAAACGAUCACCGUGACGACGUUUAUAUUGCUCGACAGACUGUUUUUCGAGGUGCUCGAUUUGGUCAGAAGACACACUUAUAUGGAAUAUACUCAGGCGGGUCAUCAUGACAUAGUUUUGGAGGUUCGCGGAAUCGGAGUGAUAGCUUCGCUGAUACGUCGCGUUAUUCGUGGAUUCAAUGUAAAGAGACGAGUGAAAACCGUGGUGUCCAAUAGCGCAUGUUUACCGAGGCCCAGCAGAGUACCGGAUCGCAUGAUCCUCAAGAUCUAUUUGACCUAUCUCGGCAUUUGGCUAUUGCUAUUCACUGCCGCUUACACCCAGCGUCUGCGGCGCGUAAUCUGCUCGUUCUUCUAUAGAAAGCGCGAGAAGAGGCGCGUGCUGUAUCUCUAUAACGAAAGCCUGCGACGUAGACUUGGACACGCCAGAUUUAUGCGAGCCAAAAUUAGAGCUCUGGUCAGGACUCGUCAGCUAGAAUACGACAUGGAUCCAUGGAUCGCUGUGAGACUGCGUUGGCCAAUGCUCUGCGGUUGGCUAGCGUUAUUCGCCCGGGCGCGUCUCAAGUGUCUCGUUUGCGGCGAAGCGGAAUCGAGAAAAGGUCCGCAAUUUCGCAGAUGUACGACACCGGGGUGUUCCUUCGUCCAUUGCUCCGAGUGUUGGAAAGACGUCGGCGAAUUCUGCUAUGCCUGCACCGACAUCGGCGAGACGACAGACGACGAUACAGAUGUUCCGAUAGAGAAAUAUUAAUAUAGAUAGGGAUUAAUACGAUCUCACGAAUGCGCUUUGCUCGCUUGAUACGGGGCCCGAGUACUUUCUUUUUGUAAACAGGCUGUGCAUCCUUAGAUAAAUAUAUAUUUCUAUUAUUAGCCAUGAAUCUUGACAUAUAAUUAAAUAGAUAAUACUUUAUAUACAUGGAAGAGACUUUAAUGUAAAGACAACCAUCAUCGAGCGGAAGAUUCCUACAUGAGAUAAAAAGUUUCUUCCGAUAAAUGUUGAUUCCAUCAUAUUUUUUAAUGAGUGCAUAUAACUACUUAUAAACUUUUCAACAGUAUAUAUCUCUAAAACAACUGUGUAGUAAUAUUUGAACAAGGAUGGAGAGAUUUAUCGAUAAUAAAAAGUUGAUUUGUAACCGUUUUUCUAGUCACGCGAUGGAAUUAGCGUUUGUCGGAAGACAUUUUUUGCCUUAGGCGGGAAUCUUCCACUCGAUGACAACUGUUUUUACAUUGAAAUCUCUUCCACGUGUGUAAAGAUAUACGACCAAGAUUCAAAUAUGAAAAACGCUAAGAGGAUUCUGCGAUUGAGUCACGCGGAAUAUAUUAUGUAUGACGCAUAUAUAUUACGACUGAUAAUUUAUUUGCAUGCAGCGAAUACGCAUGUUACAUAUUAAUUGGAUCAAGUUGCGCCUAGAAGGACGAUAAGGCAAUUAGCGUUGCACAUAUAUUAUUUAUAUAUUCCUCCAUUUCUCUUCUCUUUGAUUUCUGUUCAGACUGUCUCUUUCUUUAAGGCUCGAUCUUCAUAUUUCUUCGCGUAUUUAUUUUCCGGAUCGUACUUAGCCUUCAGUUCGUUCCACAUAUCUCUUUUGUUAUU
Formica exsecta is the source of this 3085-nucleotide messenger RNA. RefSeq names its product protein sneaky-like. Gene Ontology annotation, cellular component: membrane. The record is from RefSeq and is a predicted model, not a curated record. The coding region runs from base 74 to 2245 and encodes 723 amino acids. Lineage: Eukaryota; Metazoa; Arthropoda; Insecta; Hymenoptera; Formicidae. The transcript has 8 exons.